Rhopilema esculentum is the source of this 1845-nucleotide messenger RNA. RefSeq lists its product as uncharacterized. The record is from RefSeq and is a predicted model, not a curated record. Lineage: Eukaryota; Metazoa; Cnidaria; Scyphozoa; Rhizostomeae; Rhizostomatidae.
CGCAAAGAUAAUGAUUUGUUUCGGUCGAUUAAUGCGACACAUCCUUUACAAGUGCAACAGUAUGACGAAAGUGAGAUGAAUGGUCAUUGACAAUAAUCCAUUGACUUUAAUCGAGAUUUUGUCAGCCAACAGGCAUGGAUUGCGCAGGUACUUCUCUAUAUAAAUCGGCGAACUAUCUAGAUGAAGCAUCCGAAAAUGGAAUUCAAAUUAAUUACUACAUGUUUGCUUUGGUUUUUCUCACUAUUUUUCAUAUAUUCACGAUAUAUGAAUUGCAGAAUUCUCAGGUUGCCUUGCCAGCAUUUUGCCAACUUCACAGUGACAAGAAAGGGAUAUGCAUUGCUCCUUGCCCAAAUUUCUGUCUACGACCACUUAUCAGUACAGGAGUGCAAAGCUCAAUGUGUUUUCAAUCAAAACUGUAAAGCAAUAAGCUACAACGUGAAUGGAACAUGCAUACUCAACAGUGAGUCUCCAGCCGAUUCACUAAGCACGAUUUUUGAAGGAAAUCUUACACAAGAAACAGGAUGGAGUUUCAUGUCAACCAAUUACAGCGAGAAAUGGACUGGUCACAAUUGCAAAAGACAUAAUCCUUGUGGUGACAGUGUCUGCCUGGAUACCUGUCAAUGCCCUGGAUUUCAAUGCGUUAAAUGUGGUACGGAUGCCAGCGUCAAUUGCCCUGAUGGGCAUCCUUUUCUCGUGCAAGGUAUGAACUUUUAUUGUUUGACACAAAUAGAUGGUAAUACCUUCCAAAGAUUGUCUGGAGGGAAAGACAAAUUCUAUUUUGUAACUGGGAGACAUGGCUUGUUUCUGAAACAUCAGAAAACAAACGCAUGCGUCGGUUUACAUGAUGGGGAGGAGUGGUUGGAAACAAAAGCAUGUGGUUCCAUCGACACGCUUUGGAGAAGAAAUGGGUCUAGUAUUCUAUGGAAUGCUGCAACAAAGAAUUGUUUGUAUAAUUACAUAGAAGGCGUUUUCAAAAUGACCAGUAGAGCUGUAUCUGCAUGUUAUAUGGAAGAAAACAAACUCUCUCUUGUUUGGGAUUGACAAGGAAGAUCAACACUUUUGAAAAUCAUCAUUUUAAUACACAGAAAGAAUGUUUAUCAGUGGAUCAUUUGAAAGAAAAAACAAUUUGAUUUAAAAUAGGAUAAUUGGUCAAGGACCGCGGAGUACUGUAUAGAUUGAGGGGGCUAAAACGUUUAGGGGGGAGGCUAAACAUGCUAAAGCUCAGAGCAAGGCGACAUUUGGUAUGGUUUAAAGUACAUUUUAGAGAUGAUUGGGGGGCUAAAGCCGCCUCAGCCUCCUCUCGCGCUUCCGCAGUCUCUGUAAUUGGUCACUUUGCAGAUAGAUUUUUUCUUUAUGACAAACGUCGUUAACACCUUUUACUGCCACCCGUUAAAUAAAGGCCAAGUUACUCCACCGUUUUUCAAUAUCAAAAGUUUACCUGUAGGAGACAGUUUUUGCACCUGAAAGCACCCCACAAUAUAAAUAAAUUUUAUAUCAGAGAAUCGCACAAAGCAUAUCAACAAAGAGGAUUUAACAAAUGUCAGAAAUCUUCCUCAGCAAGAAUUCUUCCUCCGCAAGAAUUCUUCCUCAGCAAGAAAUGUUCCUCAGCAAGAAAUCUUCCUCAGCAAGAAAUCUUCCUCAGCAAGAAAUCUUCCUCAGCAAGAAUUCUUCCUCAGCAAGAAUUCUUCCUCAGCAAGAAAUCUUCCUCAGCAAGAACUCUUAAUGAUGAGGCGCCGGAAGGCAGCGAAAAUUCGAAGAUUAUAUUGUGAACGUGUAACUGUAUUUUUUUAUUAAAGUAAUGUGAACAAUUAAUUGCUUAUUAAAAAAAUGUAGGUUACCUUUAAA